GAAGCGAAAAAGUACAGACAGCGAUAAUCGGGUGUCUAGUCGCAGAAAGGCUGUUAAGAUGUUGGUGGUGAUUGUGGUGGUGUUUGCACUGUGCUUCCUGCCUAAUCACACACUCAACAUUCUAAGAUACCUGGAGCAACUGAGGAAGGUUCCAAACCUGAGGAUGUUUGCUCUCAUCGCUCACUGGUGUACAUUCUUCAACAGCUGCAUCAACCCAAUUAUCUACAGUUUUAUGAGCGACAAGUUCCGCAAGGAGUUUCGUGUUGCGCUCUCUCUAUGUUGCCACUGUGGUAAAGCCAGUACUCCAAGGGGAUCAAUGGUUCGUUACCAAAUGACUGCCGCCAACACAAGGAACUUAACUGUGAAAAUCAGCAAACAGUAA
This is a messenger RNA of Mya arenaria, 382 nucleotides long. RefSeq names its product orexin receptor type 2-like. The record is from RefSeq and is a predicted model, not a curated record. Bases 59 to 382 code for a protein of 107 amino acids. NCBI's taxonomy places the organism in Eukaryota, Metazoa, Mollusca, Bivalvia, Myida, Myidae. Gene Ontology annotation, cellular component: membrane. The transcript has 3 exons. Gene Ontology annotation, molecular function: G protein-coupled receptor activity. Gene Ontology annotation, biological process: G protein-coupled receptor signaling pathway.